AUGGCCGUUGGAGGGGCAGUGGUCGAGGGACCAUGGCCCCUCCACUUUCUGGAAAACUUUCAGUUCCCGAAACGACAGUUUGGAAAGAAAGAAAUUGUUAGCCGAUCGCUUCAGUCGUCUUGGUUCAAGCUACAAUUUCGGCUACACUACGAUGAGGCCAGAGAUGUAGCGUUUUGUCACUCCUGCAUCAAAGCAUGCAAGGAGAAAAAGCUGGCCGCAGCUGCAGGAAUUUUCGAUCAGUCGUUCAUACGGAAGGGAUUCUGCUACUGGAAGAAUGUCACUGAGAAACUGAAAACUCACGAAGCAUCGAACGUUCAUCGCAAAGUCGUCGAGAAAACCAUCAGUCUUCCAAAGACUACAGAGGAUGUUGGGGAAUUAUUGUCAAGACUUCACAAGCAAGACAAAUGUGAACGACGACAAUGCUUCCUCAAAAUUGUUUCAUGUGUAAGGUUCUUGGCUCGUCAAGGGCUACCUUUACGAGGAUAA
This is a messenger RNA of Corticium candelabrum, 486 nucleotides long. RefSeq lists its product as uncharacterized. NCBI's taxonomy places the organism in Eukaryota, Metazoa, Porifera, Homoscleromorpha, Homosclerophorida, Plakinidae. The coding region runs from base 1 to 486 and encodes 161 amino acids. The transcript is spliced from 2 exons. The record is from RefSeq and is a predicted model, not a curated record.